Triplophysa dalaica is the source of this 1111-nucleotide messenger RNA. It is a transcript of the gene cnmd, whose product is annotated as chondromodulin. Gene Ontology annotation, biological process: negative regulation of angiogenesis; negative regulation of endothelial cell proliferation. The transcript is spliced from 8 exons. The record is from RefSeq and is a predicted model, not a curated record. The coding region runs from base 30 to 995 and encodes 321 amino acids. Lineage: Eukaryota; Metazoa; Chordata; Actinopteri; Cypriniformes; Nemacheilidae.
GCCUUGCGUUCAGAAGACUGAGCUCCACGAUGGAGGCGACAUCAGAAAAACUUCCUCUUGAGGUGUAUGAUGGUGUGAUCAUGAAGCCCAGCAGAUCCAGUCGUCUCAGGAGAACUCUGAUCGCUGCCUUCAUUGCAGGAGCUCUUGUGCUGCUGGUUGGAGGAAUCGGCGGAUUUUACCUUUGGCAAAACACAGAUAAAGAAAGUUCCAGAAGAGAUGACAUCAAUAACGGAUUGACUGCUGUGGUUGUGUUUGAACAGGCGAUUACUGCAGACUCCUCUCGAAACAUCAACAUAAAGAUGAUCGACGAUUCCUUUGAGCUGAACUCCGAGAGCAAUCCGGAGGGAUUCACAACAGCCGCCGGAGACGGGAACAUUCUGGAAGCUCACGAUUUUAAAGCUGGCAUAACCGCGAUGAGGUUUCCUGCAGGAGAAAAGUGUUACAUCAGAUCCCAAAGCAGAAGUAAACUCUCCGAGGAGACAGAGAUCAUGACAGUCAGGUCUGAUGUGGAUUCUGUGGUUUGGAUCGUAUCUAAGGAACCUCUGAAGGACAGCAGUUUUCUCAGCCCUGAAAUACUGAGAUUCUGUGGAGAUCUGCCUGUUCACUGGCAGCAUCCUGAAAGCCCACGAGCGUUGCGGAAGAGAAGAAGCUUGAAGCGCCAGAGACGACAGAAUGAAGGGAGACCAAACCAAAGACAGUCGAGAGGUCGAAACACCACAUCCACUGAAAACCAACAGAGAGGAUCUGAGUUUAACUCCGAAAACCCAUAUCACCGUAACCAGGAAGCUGAAGAGACGAUGACCUUCGACCCCAUGUUGGAUCAUCUUGGCAUCUGCUGUACAGAAUGUCAGCGCAGUCACACUCACUGUGAGAGAGUUUGUGAGCCUCUCGGAGGUUUUGAGCCGUGGCCGUACCACUACCACGGCUGUCGGCCUGUGUGCAGGGUCAUCAUGCCCUGUCGCUGGUGGGUCGCUCGGAUCAUGGGUAUCGUGUAGGGACUGUCCGCACAUCCCGAGCUACACUAAAUAUGGUGCGAUUAGAUAUGAGAUACAAUAAAAAUAAAUAAUAGACAUGGAUGUUUUUUAUUUCUGAUAUCUAUUACAAAUAAACA